UUUUUAAAGACUGGCCAAACGGAAUUGUUCAAAUGAAAAUUGUAACAAAUUCGACCAAUCCGUCAACUGGCCCAACAAUUUAUGCAAUGAUUUCAAAUUAUUUUUGGUCAAGAAUUUUUGUUUUUGGAAUAACUGGGAAUGCUAAAGCAGCAUCGUUGGUGGCAAUGUCUUGUGCAGCAUUUACAGCAAUAACUUGGGUACUUGAAUCAAAAAAUGAUUAUGAAACUUGGGUUGCUUCUCGCCGGGAUAGAGAAAGGAACAUUCCUGAAAUUUUGCUGCCAAAAACAAUUUUUGAUUGGAGCGAGUUUAAUAGGACAGAAGAUAAAAAUUGA
Meloidogyne enterolobii is the source of this 332-nucleotide messenger RNA. NCBI's taxonomy places the organism in Eukaryota, Metazoa, Nematoda, Chromadorea, Rhabditida, Meloidogynidae. The record is from the annotation of a GenBank genome assembly.